This is a messenger RNA of Rosa chinensis, 2025 nucleotides long. Its product is annotated as B3 domain-containing protein LOC_Os12g40080. Lineage: Eukaryota; Viridiplantae; Streptophyta; Magnoliopsida; Rosales; Rosaceae. Bases 1 to 2025 code for a protein of 674 amino acids. Gene Ontology annotation, molecular function: DNA binding. The transcript is spliced from 9 exons. The record is from RefSeq and is a predicted model, not a curated record.
AUGGCGGAGAACGCGAUCCCUCCAGCACGCCUCCACCCACCUCCACCAGAUGUAGCGCAGAAAGUUCCGAACAAAUUUGUGAUGAAAUAUAGGAAAGAUCUAUUAAAUUCAGUUUAUCUAAAGCUUCCGAGUGGUUCUGAAUGGGAAGUGGAACUGACAAGAUGCAAAGAUAAGAUUUGGUUUGAGAAGGGUUGGCCAGAGUUCUCUAUGUUUUGUUCACUAGACUACGGGAGUUUCCUGGUUUUUCAAUAUGAAGGGAAUUCUCAUUUCCAUGUUUGCAUAUUUGAUAUGAGUGCCACCGAGAUUGAUUAUCCUAUUACAAUGCCCAAGAUUGAAGAAGCCGUUGAAGAUGAUGAUUUAUCUAUUGAAAUCUUGGAGGAUUUUCAACCCAGCCCCAAAGCAAGAAUGCAGUCUCCAUUACCAUGUCCUCCUUACAAGAAAAUGAGAACAAGUUUAAGCAGUAAUGCAAACAUGAAUUUUGAUAGGGAGAACACUCAACCUUGUGACAUGCUUGAGAAGCCAAUCACAAAGGAGGAUUCACACUGCACUAAAUUAGAAGUGAAAAGUGUAGAUGAUUUAUCUGCAGAGAAAGAUGGCAGAGUCACUGGAGGCUCUUGUGGCACUCAAACGUUCCUUAUACCAACAUGUCACCAGGUUCUUGGCAGCGCUCUAGCUCUUCGUAGAGCUUAUGAUUUCAGAACUGAAAACCCCUCAUUCAUCGUAUCCAUGCGGCCCUCGGAUAUGCAAAGUUCUUUGGCUUUGCCAUUGAAGUUUGCCAAACGACAUCUUAUUAAGCAGCCUGAUAGUAACAUCAAUCUUCAAGUUUUGGAUGGAAGCACAUGGUCUGUUGAAUUCAAAUAUAGUGAAGAAGAAGAAGCUCGAUUCCAGCAUGGCUGGAUGACGUUUGUGAAGGACAAUAAUUUGGAACUUGGCGAUGUGUGUGUCUUUGUCUUGAUUAAGGACAUUAAACUUUUAUUAAGAGUUGUCUUUUUCCGCACUUCAGAAGCUAUAAAUUGGUUUUUGUAUGGGGGAAAUAGUUUUCCGACCAAAAGAGAUGGUGGAAGUUUUUCUAGUUCUCAAAGAUUCCUAAACCGAACACAUCAUGAGGCUCUUGGGAUGAUGAAGCAAUUGACUGCAACUGAGAAAGCUAAUGCCUUCAAGUCUGAUAAACCUUCUUUUAGGAUUGUCAUGCAGCCCUCUUCUAUCCAUUAUGAUAUGAUGUCUUUACCAAAUGAAUUUUCCAAGAGAUAUCUUAUGAAGCUGCCUGCUGGCAUUGCCAUCCUUCAAGUUUCGGAUGGAAGAACUUGGUCUGUUAAAUUCAAGUAUGAUCAUGCAAACUCAAGGGCUCGACUCCUGAAGGGUUGGUCAGCUUUUGUGAGGGACAAUAAUUUGAAAGUUGGUGAUGUGUGUGUCUUUACCCUAAUUAACUGCAUCGAACUUUUAUUUGAAGUUGCCUUUUUCCCCACAGAAAAGUCCAAAAAUUUCCCAUCGCCAACAGGUCAUGGCAGAGGAGGAAUUGUUCAAGUUGAAAAAACAAGAAGCCCUGCAGUUAAAAUUGAACCUGAAUGCAACAUGGAUUGUGAAAUUGGUCCCUCUUGCUCUCUUGAAAUUGGCAACAAAAUGUCAAAAAUUAGUGUGCAGGUUACUCAAAGGCCUUCUUCAUCUUUGAGGGCUUCAGAUGUUAAUCUUGAAGUUGCCAACAAGUUUUCCUCGAAGAAUCCCUUCUUCAAAAUCACUAUCGGGUCAGGCCAUUCUGUGCAUGUCCCAGUUAAAUUUUCUAGCAGUUUCAUCAAACAGAAGAAGCAAACAGUGAUGCUUCAGGUCAAAGAUACAUUCUGGCCUGUGAAUUUAAUUUCUAGUAAGCCGUGUUCAACUUCAAUUUGUGGUGGUUGGGCUGCAUUUGCGAAGGAAAAUUGUUUAAGAGAAGGAGAUGUUUGCAUAUUUGAGCUCAUAGAGAUGAAUGACAUUGUACUGAAAGUUCACAUAUUUAGAUAUUGCUUAGAAGGGGAAAGUAAUGUCCUGUAA